UAACACUGCUAGAAAUCGUUUAAAAACGAAAAUAAGUAAUCAAAACAGAACUAUCGCGAAUUUAUUCGAAAUCAUAUAAAUUUAUUAAAAAUAUGUCUAGUAAAAAGUUUAGUGAUAUAAAUCUUUAUGAACUUCUUGGUAUUGAGAUUGAGGCCGAGCAAGCGGAAAUACGAAGAGCUUAUAGAAAGAAAGCACUUGAGUGCCAUCCUGACAAAAAUCCGGAUAACCCCAAGGCUGCCGAACUUUUCCAUGAGCUAUCUAAAGCUUUGGAAAUACUUACUGACACAUCGGCUCGUGAUGCCUAUGACAAAGUGUUAAAAGCCAAAAAAGCAGCUCAGCUUCGAAAUAAGCAAUUGGAUAGUAAACGCCAAAAACUGAAAGCAGACCUAGAACAGCGUGAAAGAGAUGCAUGGCACAAAUUCAACAGUACGCAGCAAUACACCACGGCAUCAAAAAGCGAUGAAGAAUUGUUACAGGAUCAAAUUGAACGACUACGCCGCGAGGGUUCCAAGCUAUUGGAAGAGGAACAGCGACUAAUGAGAGAACAAUUGUUAAGAACCAUGGCCAAAAGUCAACGAACACACGAAAAAAAAAUAUUUGAUUCGUCUGCGCAUCGGAUCAAAAUCAAGUGGAAAGCUGAAAAGAAAGAUGCAGACAAUGGUGGAUAUACCCAAGAAAUGCUACAAAAUUUUCUUAAGAAAUAUGGAGAACUUGUUGCUUUAGUAAUGUCUAAAAAAAAGGGGAGUGCACUUGUAGAAUUUAAGACACUGGAAGCAGCAGAGCUAGCGAUAGCAUACGAAAGAGGGUGCCUAGAGAAUCCUUUACAGAUGGAAUGGGUUACUGCACCAACAACAAAAGCGGUUGAAACCCCUCUCAGUUCUUCACUGGAUUAUGAAAAUUUGGUUAUGCGCAAACUUCGACAGGCUGAGGAACGCAAAAAGCUAAUAGCACAAAUGCAAGCAGAAGACGAAGCGGAAGAAUAACUAACUAAAGUUUAAAGUAUUUUUGAGACACGCAUGUAUAAUAAAAGAUUUCCAAACAAUUUAA
Molecule: messenger RNA, 1047 nt
Organism: Ceratitis capitata (Mediterranean fruit fly)
Lineage: Eukaryota; Metazoa; Arthropoda; Insecta; Diptera; Tephritidae
Product: dnaJ homolog subfamily C member 17
Exons: 1
Coding region: 93-983 (296 amino acids)
Biological process (GO): spliceosomal complex disassembly
Cellular component (GO): spliceosomal complex
Molecular function (GO): RNA binding
Source: RefSeq, a predicted model, not a curated record